Molecule: messenger RNA, 2713 nt
Organism: Gasterosteus aculeatus aculeatus (three-spined stickleback)
Lineage: Eukaryota; Metazoa; Chordata; Actinopteri; Perciformes; Gasterosteidae
Gene: slc37a2
Product: solute carrier family 37 member 2
Biological process (GO): phosphate ion transmembrane transport; glucose-6-phosphate transport
Cellular component (GO): endoplasmic reticulum membrane
Molecular function (GO): glucose 6-phosphate:phosphate antiporter activity
Source: RefSeq, a predicted model, not a curated record
CACAUGGGCUCCGGAAGUCUCCCGACUGGAAUAUCCUAUGGAAUAACACAUGUACAGGCAAAUAAUAACAUUAUUUUUAUCCCGUCCGACGGCUUUUUUUUUUUCCCCCUUCCCUGAAGUCGCGCGUGGAGGCGGGCUGGUCCGCGGACCCGCUCCCGGCCUGAAUAUAAACUCCCCGCCGGCGCAGAAUGGAGAUGUGCUGCAUGUUUACCACGUCGCACCGAGAGGCUGCUUCUCUGCUUCACGGUUGUAACGUUAGUUAGUGGCUGGAAUCCGCGGACAGCAUCAGCUUUCUGACCGGGUAAUAAACGCCACAAACGCCCGGCGAGUUGCCUCUGAGCGUCCCACCACCGGAGCUUUUUUUAAACAUUUUUUUUAAUCUAUUAUUUAUUUUGGAAUGGUUUGAAACCUGAAGCCUUCUCCCCCCCCGAGGACAUGUCUGGGCUUUGAUUGUUUUUGUAUUUCCGACUGUGACGCAAGUUUCUACCGAACCAUGAAGACUCCGCUGGCUCCCGGGAUCCGGCUGCUCACGUCCUUUUCUCGGGAUAGUUGGUACCGCGGUUUCAUUCUUACCCUCACCUUCCUCUUCUACACGGCCUACCACCUUUCACGGAAACCUAUCAGCAUCGUGAAGAGUGAGCUGCACAGAAACUGUUCCCUGGUCAUUCGACCUGCAGACCUUAACUUCACCAACAAUGCUACAUGGUGUGACUGGGCGCCCUUUGACCAGAACAACUACCAGACCCUGUUUGGCGUUUUGGAUAACUCCUUCCUGGUUGCCUAUGCCAUCGGCAUGUUUUUCAGCGGGAUAUUUGGAGAGCGUGUGCCUCUGCGCUACUACCUGAGCUUUGGGAUGCUGAUGAGCGGAGUGUUCACGUGUCUGUUUGGCCUCGGCUUCUACUUGAACAUCCACUCGUUGUGGUACUACUCCGUCAUCCAGGUCUUGAACGGGCUCAUGCAGACCACCGGGUGGCCUGCAGUGGUGGCGUGCAUCGGGAACUGGUUUGGAAAGGGGAAACGUGGGUUCAUCAUGGGUGUGUGGAACUCUCACACCUCUGUGGGAAACAUCUUGGGCUCCCUCAUCGCAGGAGCUUUCGUGUCCUCGGCGUGGGGAUUGUCCUUCAUCGUCCCCGGGCUCAUUAUCGCCUCCACUGGGAUCCUGUGCUUUUUCUUCCUGGUUGAAAAACCCGAACACAUCAACUGCACUCCUCCCCAGCAUCACAGUGAGAAGGAGAGCGACGGCGACGAGACCGAGUCUGUCACCAAUAACUCGUCCCAUGUCGACCGAGUGGCCUACGGUUCCAUCAGCGCCGAGCCCGCAGAGGCUGUUGAGCAGCACACGGAGGCCAUCAGCUUCAGCGGGGCUCUGAGUAUCCCUGGAGUGGUUGAGUUUUCUCUCUGCCUGCUGUUUGCCAAGCUGGUCAGCUACACCUUCCUGUACUGGCUUCCUCUCUACAUCUCCAACGUUGCACACUUUGAUGCAAAGGCGGCAGGAGACAUGUCGACGCUGUUUGAUGUAGGAGGAAUCGUGGGAGGCAUCACGGCGGGCCUCGUGUCCGACUACACGGGCGGCAGAGCGACGACCUGCUGCGUCAUGUUGCUCACUGCGGCCCCGAUGCUUUUCCUCUAUAACUACAUUGGACAAAGGAGCCUGGCUACUACAGUCGGUAUGCUGCUGUUGUGCGGAGGCCUGGUGAACGGACCGUAUGCCCUCAUCACUACUGCCGUAUCUGCUGACCUGGGAACCCACGAGAGUCUGAGAGGAAACUCCAGGGCGUUGUCAACGGUGACGGCCAUUAUUGACGGGACUGGUUCUGUUGGAGCUGCGGUGGGUCCUCUGCUAGCCGGCCUGAUCUCUCCCACUGGCUGGAACCACGUCUUCUACAUGCUCAUCACUUCUGACCUCUUAGCCUGCCUGUUUUUGUCCAGGCUCGUUUACAAAGAAGCUCUUGGUUGGUGUCGACGUGUCCCCCGAGCCAGAGGGUUCAAAGAAAUCUGAAACACCGGGAACCAAAAUUGAGAAAAGAGGGAGAAAAUGCCGAAACUGACCUCGGUGGACAUUAUAUACUUCACUGAAUGGAAACCAUUGGAGCCGCCAGUGGAGGAUUCGAGGCACUACAACUGACGAUCAAGGCCGCCUUCUUCUUUUAAAAGACAAAUAUUUCUUUAUGGACACAACACUCUUUUUUAAAUGACUGAUUUACCGAUUUUAACUUGUUUUAAUAUUCUUUUAUCAUUAAAAAGUGUGUGCAUUUUCUUAAUUUCUGUCUCCCUAGUUACUGCAUAAAAACAAUAUAUAACAAUAACCUCUAUGUUUUGAGGGGAUGAUUCGUCUAAUGUCUGAAUCACAUUUUGCCUGACCAACAAAAAGAAAGUUGACGCCGCCUUCCUAUAUUUCCAUCUCUCAUUUACGCACAUGGGUCAAAUUAUGAAUAUCAGCCUAAAACUGUGCUUAAAAUGGGACGGGUGUCGGCAAAUUACACAGAUGACAAUUGGACUCCCUGCUCCCCGUUCUCCGUGGCAACCUCUAUAAAAAGGUAGUCAAUGACAGUAAUAAGAACGUACUAGAAGGACAUCGUGACCACAGGCCUCCACAAGGACAAAUGACCUCAUUCACAAUGUUAUUAAAAGCGGAACACUUCUUUUCCCUUUGAUUCAGAUAUGCUCCAAAAUGUGGUAUGACAGACUUGCGUGAAUAAACACUUAAAUAUCG